Messenger RNA from Oxyura jamaicensis (ruddy duck), 3814 nucleotides. It is a transcript of the gene GNAT3, whose product is annotated as G protein subunit alpha transducin 3. The record is from RefSeq and is a predicted model, not a curated record. Gene Ontology annotation, molecular function: GTPase activity; G-protein beta/gamma-subunit complex binding; G protein-coupled receptor binding. Gene Ontology annotation, biological process: detection of chemical stimulus involved in sensory perception of bitter taste; adenylate cyclase-modulating G protein-coupled receptor signaling pathway; sensory perception of sweet taste. Gene Ontology annotation, cellular component: heterotrimeric G-protein complex; photoreceptor outer segment; photoreceptor inner segment. NCBI's taxonomy places the organism in Eukaryota, Metazoa, Chordata, Aves, Anseriformes, Anatidae. The coding region runs from base 432 to 1409 and encodes 325 amino acids. The transcript has 8 exons.
AAGAAAUAGAUAUAUAAUAGUCUCAAGUGAGAUUAAGCAGAUCCAUGAUUUCUUACCAGUUAUCAGGAUAUUAAUUAACCUUGCUUUACUACAGCUGUUUUAAUAGCAUGGAAAAUACAGAUGAUAGCUCAUCACAAAAACAUCCAGGACAAUACCUAGAACACUAUGUUCAGUUAUGUCCUGUUACAUAUGUGGUGCUCCUAAAACAGUUGUGUUAAGAGGUAUUUCUGAAAAAUAUGUUUGAAAAGACUCAAGCAACCUGUUAACUUUUUCCAGUAGGAAAUAGUUCUGUUGUCCAAACACUGAAUUUCAAGUGUUCCUGCAUACUGCUCUGGGUUAACUUACUUAACAUUAACUGAACAGUGUUUAUUAGCGAUUGGUAUGUUACGGGGUAAGGCUGCCUUUUGGACAGACAUCAAUGAGCUAGAGGAAUGGACCAGUGUGAACCUCAUGAAGUUCAAGGUGCUGGAGAGUCAGGAAAGAGCACAAUUGUAAAGCAAAUGAAGAUCAUCCAUAAAGAUGGCUUCACAUACCAGGAACGCAUGGAGUUCAGACCUGUCAUUUACAGUAACGCAGUGCAGUCUAUCCUGUCUAUCGUGAAAGCAAUGACUAAGUUAGGGAUCAGUUAUGAAAACCCAGCUAGAAUUGAAGAUGAAAAGAAACUAUGUGCCAUGGCAACAAAUCUGGAGGAUGGUGACAUGACUUCUGAACUGGUAGAACUCAUCAAACAACUGUGGAAUGACGGUGGGAUCCAGGCAUGUUUUGCAAGAGCAUCAGAGUACCAGCUCAAUGACUCGGCAGCCUAUUACCUGAAUGAUUUGGAUAGGUUAGCAAUGCCUGACUACGUACCCAGUGAGCAAGAUGUUUUGCACUCCCGAGUGAAAACAACUGGGAUUAUUGAGACUCAGUUUUCCUUCAAGGAUUUGAACUUCAGGAUGUUUGAUGUGGGUGGACAGCGAUCAGAGAGAAAAAAGUGGAUUCAUUGCUUUGAGGGAGUUACUUGCAUCAUAUUCUGUGCUGCACUCAGUGCCUAUGACAUGGUUCUGGUGGAAGAUAAAGAAGUGAACAGAAUGCAUGAAAGCCUUCAGCUCUUCAACAGCAUCUGCAACCACAAGUGCUUUGCAACCACUUCCAUUGUGCUGUUUCUAAACAAAAAAGACCUCUUUAAAGAGAAAAUAACAAAAGUUCAUCUGAAUAUCUGCUUUCCUGAGUACAAUGGACUAAAUACAUUUGAAGAUGCUGGAAAUUACAUCAAGCAACAAUUCCUAGACUUGAACAUAAGGAAAGAAGACAAGGAGAUAUAUUCUCACUUGACAUGCGCCACAGACACCCAGAAUGUCAAGUUUGUUUUUGAUGCGGUCACAGACAUAAUAAUCAAAGAAAAUCUGAAAGACUGUGGGCUUUUUUAGCCAUUCAUUUCCUGACUUGUAGCCUGGUUUCAUUUCUGUACAUCUUGCUUGCUGAUAGAGAUAAAAAUCAGUAGGGAAGAAACAAUAUCCUUCAGUGUUUUGUUAGCUGUCUAUUGAAGCCUUGGGUAUAGCAUGAGCACUGCAAAACAAUACUGACUUUCUGUGUAUCAUAAGAAGACCAAAAAACAUACCUUCUUCAGAGAGACAGUAGCCACUGACAAAUCCUACUGGAAUCAAAGGGAAAAUCCUAUUUUACUCAAUAUGACAUGAAAGUAAUCAGCACUUCUCAGAAAACUGGGGGUACCUCAGUAUCUUAUAACCCUUCCCUGUAGGGAUGUUAAAAUGAUAAUACAAAACAGAUGAGAUAACUGACAUAUCUAAAGCCUUAAAAAAGCUAUAACACCAAAAAAAAAGCAGUUAUCAGUAGAUAAUUUCCAUUCAUUACUGUUGUGUUUUCAUGUUACAUUGACAAUAAAAAAUGUCAUUCCGUAAAUUUAACAGAAGCAAACACACAGACUUUGCUGUCAUAUGACAAAGAGCAGUGCAAAUCUGAAUGUCUAAUUACACUGUUUUGAUAGGAGAGCUGAGGAACACACAUAUAAAAACUGCACAUACACAAAAUUCAUAAAUACUGCUAACCAAUUUAGAGAAAACAAAAAUAAACAAACAAAUAACAACAACAGUUAAAAAUCCCACAACAGUAGGAUGGAGGCAGAUGGUAGGUAAGUUUUUGUAAUCCCCGAGGGACAAAAAAAUAUUACAGUAACUGUCAGUUUUUGCAUAUGCUACUAUGGUAAGGUGAAAUAUUUUUAACAAUUAAAUACUUGACUUUUUAUGAUUAUUAAUUAUCCUACUGCUGAUCACCUUCUUUAGUACCCUGUGAUUGCAGUAGUCAUCUCCACCAGUGCAGAGCAUAUGUGACCCCCCUGUCCUUGAGGCAAAAGCAUGUUCUUGGGAGUUUUGUGAAGAAAACCAUUCUCUAUACAUAUAAUUUGCUAAUGAAGAACUGCUCCCAUCUAGCUCCACCUGAUUUACUGUGACUACAACAACAGAAAACAUUUAGCUAUGGUAAACAAAAUGGGAGUUCUAAAUAUAUUAAACUGAAUUUUAAAAUUUGGUCUUUCAUAAACACUCACUUUUGAAAUCUGAUAAAUUAAUUUUGCUUUUUUUUUUUUUUCUUAGUUUAGUUUUCAUUAAAUAUAUUUUGAUCUCAUUUUCAUCAUAAUCUUGUUAUACUCUGGUUAAUCUAAUUAUAAAAAACACUCGGACAGGCAACUUGGGCACUGAACAACAGAAUCCUGCAAGCACUCAACUUAAUCAAGGCUAUCAGUCUGUCCAGGUCUCCAAGCACAACUUGAACUUUGUGCUAAAUGCUACAAACAGCACAAAUCUGGAGGUAAAGCCCCACUGUGAAAUCAUGUAAUGACAACAACAUUGGAAAUUGUAGACCAGUGCCUCACUGAAUUUUAAGACUCAAAAACCGUUACUACUACCUCCUUCCGUGAACAGACUCCCAGUGUGACUAGUCUUCCUGUCACUGUCCAUCUGGAAAUCUGCUGUUUAAAAAACAAACACUUUUGAUUCAGUCUUGACAGUAAUGAGAAUAAUUUUGAUGGUGUGAAGUCAUGGAAGUCCCCAGGUGAAUACCAGGGACUGGGAGAUGUAGUCUUAACUGAAUCCCAACUAAACAGCUAAUGGUGGAAAAGUUUACUGCAUUCUGCCAGGAACAUAUUUAGCAGUUGAGCAUAGGCAAAAGCAAUUUAUGUUGCUAUUUAUAAAAUUGUAUGUGAACUAUAUGCAGAUAUGUAAGUAAAGAAAAUGUGAAAAAAAUAGAGUUUAAAUAAGACAAAAGUAACAGAAGGCAUUAUUAGGCCCUGAUUCAUGGAGUAGCACCUUGAAUAACACUUGCCAGACUAAAGGACUGUCUCUGACCACUUGAUUUUGAAAAGUGUGUACACAAAACUUUAGCUAGAGUUGUGCAGAGAGCUGUCCUGAACCAACAAGUUGGCUAAAACACUAUUUGUACUAGCUGGAUUUCUAUUACUGCCUGAUCUGUAAUGCCUCACUUGAUUAAUUCCUGGUUUGUAUUGAAUAUAAUGGAUUUCCAGUGAUAAGUGUCUGUAUUCAUUUCCAGGAAUAAAUCUCAUUUAAAAUGAAUAAUUUGAACUGUGGUGGCAUCAACAUUAAUUUCUGGAUGUCUUUAUGGCUUAGUAAAGUGCAAGAUCUUCAAGAAACAAAUCCAUAAACAAACACAUCUCUGAAACAUUUUUUUUCAAGUAAAUGCCUUAGAAUUCAGAUAGACUUUAUACUGUAGCUUGAAAGUUAAUAUAUGUAAAACUGUAUUAGAUUAGGUAUCCUACAUCACAAUAGGCUGACCACUGGUAGAAAUAAAAUACUUAGACACA